UCAAUCUUAUAAUUACCUUUUAAGUGCUAAAAACAUACGCAUGCGCUUCCUUAAUUAGUGGGCAUAAGCGACAAAAAACCUAUUCUAUAUAACAAUCAUCACCCAAUCCUCACAAACCAAGCUCACGGAACACCCACAACAUCAUCAUCAUCAUCAUCAUCAUCACUACUUCCACAAUGCAAGCAACCAGAAAGAAUGACACAGUGGUUCUCUUCCCGUCUCCUGGAAUGGGCCACCUUGUGUCCAUGGUCGAGCUCGCCAAGCUCUUCACAACCCAAGGCCUCUCCAUCACCAUCCUCAUCGCCCAGGCACACUACAACACCGGCUCCACCACCUCCUCCUUCAUCUCCUCCGUCUCCAUCUCCAACCCAUCCAUCUCUUUCCACCACCUCCCUCCCCCUCCUUCCCUCCCUCCCAACCCUUCCCCUCACCAUGAAGCCCAUGCCUUCGACCUCCUGCGUCUCUCCAACCCUUCUAUUCUCCACUUCCUCGUCUCUUGUUCACCUCCUCCGCGUGCCCUCAUCCUCGACUUCUUCUGCACCUUCUCUCUUGAUGUUGCCAAGCAAGUCUCCAUUCCUUGCUACCUCUUUUUCACUUCCGGCGCUUGCUUCCUCCGUUCUUUUAUCCACUUCCCAACUCUUCACUCUUUAACCACCGAGAGUUUCAAACAACUCGGCAGUGAAUCUGUGAUAAUCCCCGGAGUCCCACCGAUCCCGGCCAACCACAUGCCACUCCCCAUGCUCGACCGAGAUGACGAAGCUUACAAGGGCUUGUUGUACAUCGCCGGCCGUAUCCCAGACUUUGAUGGCAUUCUCGUCAACACCUUUUACGCUCUUGAACCCAGACCACUUGAUAUCAUGGCUUCUAUGAAACUUCCUCCCAUCUACUGUAUCGGACCACUGAUCAAAGGGAACCUGGAGAGGACCAGCACAGCGGAGUGUAUAUCGUGGUUGGACACGCAGCCAAAAAGCAGCGUCGUGUUCCUCUGUUUCGGCAGUCUCGGGCUCUUCUCAGCAGAGCAGUUGAAAGCAGUAGCACAUGGGUUGGAGAUUAGUGGGCAGAGGUUUCUCUGGGUUGUACGAAGCCCGCCGAGUGAGACGCCGGGUAAGUACAUGGUGGCGCCGGCAGAGCCAGACUUGGACGUGUUGUUGCCCCAAGGCUUCGUGGAGAGGACGAAGGAGAAAGGGAUGGUGGUGAAGUCAUGGGCACCACAAGUGGAGGUACUGAAGCAUGACGCGGUGGGUGGGUUCGUGACGCACUGUGGGUGGAACUCAGUGCUGGAGGCAGUGUGUGCCGGAGUGGGGAUGGUGGGGUGGCCUUUGUAUGCAGAGCAAAAGAUGAACUUAGUGUUCAUGGUGGAGGAGAUGAAGUUAGGGGUGGAAAUGAGAGGUUAUGAAGAGGAGCUAGUGACCGGAGAAGAGGUUGGGAGACGUGUAAGGUGGUUGAUGGAGUCGGACCAAGGGAAGGAGCUGAGAGAGCGAACGCUGAAGGCCAAGGAGAGCGCGCAUGCGGCCCUCUUGGAUGGUGGGCCUGUCUCGGACCACAUUGGAAAGUUUGGUUGCUCAAUGGACGCAGUAGCAACAAAAUUGGAUACCUUACGUGGCACUUGCAUUGCAUAAAUAGUAAACACAACACACUGUGGGACGUAUCUAGUAUGGACCACUAAAACACAUGAACUUCCACUCCAACUAUUGAUUUUUCCCAUUUCUCUUGAAAUGUUGUUGUUCUUGUGUUAUAUAACUUAAGCUUUAAAGAUUUUAGCUGAAAAAUUUACUUGUUUGGAAGGAUUUAAGUUGGGACAAUAGCAACUUUGUCAAGAUCUAGUCACCACUGGUCCACUGCUACUCAGUGGAGGCAGGCCAUUGUCAGUGUUUGUAAUUCUAAUUGUUUGAUAGUUGGUAAAGUGCUUGUCAAUUUUUCGA
This is a messenger RNA of Dioscorea cayenensis subsp. rotundata (Guinea yam), 1922 nucleotides long. RefSeq names its product UDP-glycosyltransferase 88B1-like. NCBI's taxonomy places the organism in Eukaryota, Viridiplantae, Streptophyta, Magnoliopsida, Dioscoreales, Dioscoreaceae. Gene Ontology annotation, molecular function: UDP-glycosyltransferase activity. The record is from RefSeq and is a predicted model, not a curated record.